UUAUUCCUAAGAACAAGGGCUCGAGUCCCCACGGCACCAAAACAGCGCACAAAUUUUUCUCCGGCUCUCCCCGCCACCCACCGACCCCCGGCCGUCGCUUUCAGGCUUUCAGCCAUGGGGAUUAGGGUAUUCUCCUUCCUGGUCGCGCUUCUCCUCCUUGCUUCUCCGAUCGUCCAAGUUGUGAGAUGUCAAUCAGAAGCAGAUGUUGAUGCAACUGAAGUUGUUGAAAGGGACGAUCUUGGCAUUGUUGGUGAUGAGACCCAAGUCUUUGGUUAUGGAACCCUAAGUCCAGCUUCUGGAGUAGAUACAAUAUGUUUAUUUCCAAAAAAUGCUGCUAAAUUGGUUCCAACAGGGGAAGUGACUGAAAUUCUGGUUGGCAUGCAUAACGAGGGCAAAUCAACUUUAAAUGUCAUAGCCAUGUAUGGUAGUCUUCAUCUUCCUUUUGAUCAUCACAUGCUUGUUCAAAACCUUACCAUGCAGGAGUUCUUCAAUGCAUCAGUGCCGUUUUCUGCUCAAGCGACAUUCCCUUAUAAAUUUGCUGCCAGCAAAUUCUUGCAGUCUGGCUUAUUUGAUUUAGUGGGUACCAUAGUUUAUGAGAUUGAUCAGCAACGAUAUCAGAGUGUGUUUUAUAACGGUACCAUUGAAGUUGUGGAGACUGGAGGUUUCCUUAGCAUAGAGUCUGUUUUCCUUGUUACUCUUGGAGCUGCCCUCAUUGGACUUUUUGGAUUGUGGGCAUAUGGUCAAAUACAACGAUUCUCAAAAAAAACCAAGAGCAUGCCUAAGGUGGAAGUAGGUACUCGAGCGGCUGAUGCUAACAUGGAUGAAUGGUUGCAGGGAACUGCAUAUGCUCAGUCACUUUCAAACAAGUCAAAGAAGAAGAAGUAGAUUUCCAUGUUCUUCAGGGUGGUUUCUAUCCUUUAAUCCAGUUUUAUAGAGCAGGAAGAUGAGGUAGAUUCUGACAACAUGGUAGUUUUCAAGGCUGUAGGUGAGAAACUUGGACACAAAUGUUAUGUUCAUGUACCUUUAAUGUCGGCAUCUAGUGUGUUUAGUAAACUGAUAUUUUUUGUGUACUACAAGGAAAAAAUAUUUUGGGAAAAUUCAAUUUUGGUGAAAACUGUUGUUUAUGCAUUAUGCAUUCUUAAUGGUAAAAAUGAAUUAACGUUACUUA
Molecule: messenger RNA, 1168 nt
Organism: Phoenix dactylifera (date palm)
Lineage: Eukaryota; Viridiplantae; Streptophyta; Magnoliopsida; Arecales; Arecaceae
Product: translocon-associated protein subunit alpha-like
Cellular component (GO): endoplasmic reticulum; endoplasmic reticulum membrane
Source: RefSeq, a predicted model, not a curated record